AUGAAGAUCCUGGUGUCCCUACUUAUUUUGGUAUCAUCUACAUACGCUGGAGAAACUAAAGCAACUGAAAAACGUGGAGUGUUGGAAGGAAAUGUCCACUCCUUGGUCUCACCACUGGCCCUAUCAUCACCAGUCGGAUUGCAGACCGGCCUAAGCCACGGUCUUUCUCUAGGCGGACUACAACGUCACACACUGUUGACAUCUCCCUUUUUGAACAUUAAAUCAGUCCCAUUAGAUUUGCCGCUAAUUGAUUUGGGACAAUCUUCCCAUACAACUAUAACCAAGAAAGUAGGUGUUCCAGUUCGUCAACCUUAUGCUGUGCCAGUGGAUAGGCCGAUACCUGUACCUGUACCGCAUGCAGUACCAGUUCCAGUAGAUCGUCCGGUCCCCGUUCAUGUUGCUCAACCAUAUCCUGUACCAGUUGAAAGGCAAGUGCCUGUUCCCGUGGAGAAGGCAGUGCCUGUACCGGUGCAGGUUCCUGUUAGAGUAGAAGUCCCAGUACCAUAUAAAGUAGGAGUACCACAGCCAUACCCAGUUGAAGUAGCUAAACCAGUGCCAGUACCUGUACCAUCACCAGUCCUAGUUAAACAACAAGUGCAUGUUCCACAACCUUAUAUCGUUAAGCAACAGGUGCAUGUGCCUCAACCAUACCUCGUGAAACAACAAGUUGCUGUACCACAACCUGUCUUUUAUAAACAACAAGUGGCAGUACCUCAGCCUGUACUUGUCAAAGAACAAGUAGCUGUACACCAACCUGUUCUGCUUAAACAACAUGUACCAGUGGCUUCUCCUGUGCUAUUGAAAGAACAUGAUCUUCAAGGAUAUUCUUCAUUGUUAGUUUAA
This is a messenger RNA of Diabrotica balteata, 843 nucleotides long. The record is from the annotation of a GenBank genome assembly. Lineage: Eukaryota; Metazoa; Arthropoda; Insecta; Coleoptera; Chrysomelidae.